Armigeres subalbatus is the source of this 1791-nucleotide messenger RNA. RefSeq lists its product as uncharacterized. The coding region runs from base 1 to 1791 and encodes 596 amino acids. The transcript has 4 exons. Gene Ontology annotation, cellular component: nucleus. The record is from RefSeq and is a predicted model, not a curated record. NCBI's taxonomy places the organism in Eukaryota, Metazoa, Arthropoda, Insecta, Diptera, Culicidae. Gene Ontology annotation, molecular function: DNA binding.
AUGGUUCGUAACUACGUUCGGAAAACUAGCCGCCGGUCGUGGACACUUGAACAGUUGCAGUCGGCAAUCACUGCUGUGAAAAACGGUACAUCAAAGAAUUAUGCUUCUCGCGAAUAUGGCGUUCCGAAGAAAACGCUCCUCCGGUAUCUUUCGAAAGAUAACCAUCCGGCUUCUGUGUCAAGAUUCGGAAGCUUCUGCUCAGUAUUCACCAAAGAACAAGAAGAUGAGCUGAUGACGCAUAUCUUGUUCAUGAGUGAAUGUUAUUAUGGACUUUCACAGAGGGACAUUCGGAACUUGGCUUAUGAAUUGGCUGUAUUGAACGAGAUCCCACAUCCUUUCAAUGCAUCGGGUAGGCUGGCAGGGUACGAUUGGCUCAAAUGUUUUCUAAAACGACAUCCGGAACUCUCAUUACGAUCAGCAGAGAACACUUCACUUGCACAAGCAACGGGAUUCAAUCGAUCCAGCAUUCAAAAAUUCUUUAAUCUGUUGGAAAGCAUCCUAAACGUUCAUCAAUAUCCAGCGCACAGAAUCUGGAACAUGGACGAAACUGGGUUUUCUACUGUGCAAACAAAGCCACCAAAAAUUGUUGCUCGAAAAGGACAGCACCAAGUAGCAGGCAUUUCGUCCAGUGAACGAGGCGUGAAUACUACAGUAGUAAUGGCAAUGUCUGCUUCCGGAGAGUUUCUGCCUCCAAUGUUCAUUUUUGCGAGACAAAGAAUGAACGACGCAUUGAAAUUUGGUGCCCCAGAAGGUUCGGUGUUUGCGUGCAACCCAAGUGGAUGGAGCACAAUCAAUACCUGCGUGGAAUGGUUCGACCAUUUCUUGUCAUACACUCGACCUACUAUUGAUUCUCCAGUGCUGUUGGUUUUGGAUGGACAUUCCACCCAUACGCGGAAUUUGCCGAUGCUCGAAAAGGCGAAACGAAAUUUCGUACGAGUAAUUUGUAUCCCACCACACACGUCGCAUAAGGUGCAGCCAUUAGAUGUUGCGAUGAUGGGUCCUCUUAAAGCUCACUAUUCAACUUCCAUCGACAAUUAUCUUAAACAAAAUCCAGGAAAAGCAGUGACUCCGUACAAUAUCAGUGCAUUGGUUAACCAAGCGUUUGUAAAGUCAGCAAGCGUACAAGUUGCUCAGAAUGGUUUUCGUGCCACUGGAAUCCAUCCGUUUAACCGAUCCGUUUUUACUGACGCUGAUUUCGCCGCGGCUGAUUUCUUGCAAUCAUCCAAGAAUGCUAGUUUGCCACUAACGGAAACCUCAUCGCAAGGGCCGGCAAUAAACAAUGUUGUCCUGGCCAAUGGUGAAGGUAACGCAGCCGGGUCUAGUGACGUAGUAAGUACCGUAACUAUUGAUCACAUUGAUGAGGAUAAAUAUUACAUAAUUAAGAAAAACGGGGAUAUUAUCAUUGGACCGAUUUUGAACCUUGAGUAUACGCUGGCCGAGACUGUGCAGGUGUCAAUCGAUUUGUUUGAUACUGGCCGGCAUAAUUCUUUUGCUGAUUCCACCCCAAAUGAGUGUGCUGAGCCGAUUGUUGGUCAAAUUGAUGACGAUGUGGGCAAUGAUCGAUCUCAAGCAGCAGAUCGUGAGAAUAUUCUGCCUACUAAACAACAGCACAAUUUAUGGCGUGAGAUUUAUCUUGCCUUGGUCCGGAUCGUCGGAUCCCGAUUGGUGGAAACCACUAACGGUGUGCUGCGGCGCACGAUUGAUGAUGGUGUUCUAUGGAACGAUGUGGUGAGGAAUGUCAAAGGCGUCACACUAUCACGCGGUGACUCGGACUUCCACUUGCUCCAAUAG